AUGGUCAUCUAUUGGAUAUUGAAUGUUAUUCACACUUUCUUGAAUUUAAUUCUCGGACUGGCGGUUUUCUUUGCAAGUUUUUGGCUAUUCAACAACAAUAUGGAAGAGUACGAUCGAAUCGAAGGAGUUGAUUUGGAACGUCGGAGAAGAGAGAGAAUGGAGGAGAUAAGAAUAAUCCUGUUCUUCUACGGUUGCUUCAAACCAACGUCAUCUACAACUAGAACAUCAAGGAUAUCCGAAUCAUCUGAAGCCACGUCAUCAGACGAAAGUAUAGAAAGUCAAAUGCCACCGCCGUAUUCAUCAUUAAAGUAA
Messenger RNA from Caenorhabditis remanei, 312 nucleotides. RefSeq lists its product as uncharacterized. The record is from RefSeq and is a predicted model, not a curated record. The transcript is spliced from 3 exons. The coding region runs from base 1 to 312 and encodes 103 amino acids. NCBI's taxonomy places the organism in Eukaryota, Metazoa, Nematoda, Chromadorea, Rhabditida, Rhabditidae.